AUGAAUGUCCUACUCAAAGGUAUGAAAUAAUUAUGUCACCGCCCUACAUUCAAUUAUUGGCUUUCGGCUCAUCCAACUACCAAAAGCAUAUCCUAAUUAAGUCCUAGAUAAUUAUUAGACACAGCCUUAAUUAAAAGAAUCUGCCAAAAGCAAAUCCCAAAACAUACUAUUAUGAGUCAAUUUUGUCUUUGGCAUGGCAAAUAACCAAAAUCAGGAAAUCAAACUUGUUUUUCAGAAAAAAAAACUCGACGAUCUUGGAUGCCUAAUGUUCAAAAAUAAACAUAUGAAUCUCUAAUAUUAGGCAGAAGAAUUCAUGUGAAAGUAACAGCUAAGACAAUGAAAUGCAUUCGAAAAGCUGGUAGUUUCGAUAAUUAUAUUUUAUUGACUAAACCUUAAGAUUUAGAUUCUAUUUAUGGUGAAUAUUUAAGAUAAUUGAUGCUCACUAAAAUUAAUGAUCCAUCUUAUGAAAUUCCUCACGUUUUAAAGGCUAGGCCUCACAAAUACUCAAGGAGAGCCCAAAGGUUUAGCAGAAGACCUGCUAUCGUAUGGCAUCCACCUGAAAUUAGACAUAAAGAUUUGACAUUUUUGAAUACAAGAACAUCUUAUGAAAUGAAUCCUGAAUAAUUAAGAAAAUUAAGGGAAUAUGACAAUUUAAAAGAUAACUUUGAAGAUACUAAUGAUCUUAUGCAUCCUAUUCUAAAUGAAAAAUUCUUUUAGGAUGAAAAAGAAUGGCCUGAAUUUGAAAAAGUUGAAGGAGAAAAAGCUUUGGCAGAGUUUUUAAAGAAGAAAGAUAAAGAAAAAAUUAGACUUACAUUAAAAUCGAUUGAAGAAAUAGAAAGAGAAUCCAAUAAGGCCAUAGGGAAUAUUUGAUUUAGCAAUUAUAAAAGAGAUAUUAAAACCAAUUUAUUGGUAGAAAUAAUUACUGUUA
This is a messenger RNA of Paramecium tetraurelia, 928 nucleotides long. RefSeq lists its product as uncharacterized. Gene Ontology annotation, molecular function: structural constituent of ribosome. The transcript is spliced from 4 exons. The record is from RefSeq and is a predicted model, not a curated record. Lineage: Eukaryota; Ciliophora; Oligohymenophorea; Peniculida; Parameciidae. Gene Ontology annotation, cellular component: mitochondrial large ribosomal subunit.